Messenger RNA from Staurois parvus, 1065 nucleotides. Lineage: Eukaryota; Metazoa; Chordata; Amphibia; Anura; Ranidae. The record is from the annotation of a GenBank genome assembly.
AUGAGGGCAGCUAUCAUUCUCACUUUGUUUGUCACAUUCUGCUACUCCAAGCCCUUCCACCAAAGAGGUAUAUUUGAUUUUAUGCUUGAAGAUGAUGGAUCUGGUAUAGAUGUCAAAGAAGAUGUAGAGCCAGUUGGACCUGUGUGCCCAUUCCGCUGUCAGUGCCACCUUCGUGUUGUCCAAUGCUCUGAUAUUGGUCUGGAUCAAGUGCCGAAGAACAUACCUCCUGAUACUACUUUACUUGAUUUACAGAACAACAAAAUUACAGAAAUUAAAGACGAUGAUUUUAAAAACCUCAAACAGCUUCAUGCAUUAAUUCUUGUUAACAAUAAAAUAAAGUCAAUCAGUCCUGGUGCUUUUGCUUCUCUGACAAAAUUGGAACGACUGUACUUAUCAAAAAACAGCCUAAAAGAGCUUCCAACCAAUAUGCCAAAGUCACUUCAGGAACUACGUGUGCAUGAGAACUCGGUAACCAAAGUAAAGAAGACUGUGUUUGAUGGGUUAAAUAACAUGAUUGUCAUUGAACUAGGUACAAAUCCAAUAGAUAGUUCUGGGAUUGAAAAAGGUGCUUUUCAAGGCAUGAAGAAACUAUCCUACCUCCGAAUUGCAGACACUAAUAUAACCAGCGUUCCUAAAGGUCUGCCAACUUCUCUAACUGAACUACAUCUUGAUGGUAACAAAAUUGCAAAAGUUGAUGCUGACAGUUUCAAUGGACUUAACAACCUUGCAAAAUUGGGGUUGGGCUACAACAAUAUCAUUACCGUGGAAAAUGGGUCCAUUUCAAAUGUACCUCAUUUACGGGAGCUACAUUUAGAUCACAACAGUCUGACACAGGUGCCUGGUGGACUCAAUGAGCACAAAUACAUCCAGGUAGUGUACCUCCACAACAACAAAAUUGCUGCUGUCUCAACAAGUGAUUUCUGCCCCACUGGAUACAACACAAAGAAGGCUUCAUAUACAGGCAUUAGCCUCUUCAGCAAUCCUGUCCAGUACUGGGAAAUCCAGCCAGCCACAUUCCGAUGUGUUUAUGAACGUUCUGCUAUUCAAAUUGGAAACUACAAGUAA